This is a messenger RNA of Pogona vitticeps (central bearded dragon), 5500 nucleotides long. It is a transcript of the gene NFYA, whose product is annotated as nuclear transcription factor Y subunit alpha. Gene Ontology annotation, molecular function: DNA-binding transcription factor activity; DNA binding. Lineage: Eukaryota; Metazoa; Chordata; Lepidosauria; Squamata; Agamidae. Gene Ontology annotation, cellular component: CCAAT-binding factor complex. The record is from RefSeq and is a predicted model, not a curated record. Gene Ontology annotation, biological process: regulation of DNA-templated transcription.
GGGGAGUCGGGAAGGUCCCCGUCAUGGAGCAGUCCCGAGUAGGGUUAGUUAGGAUCGUUCCUUGCUCGGCACGGUGACCCUUAGGCCGCCGGGGAAGCCUCUGGGACUUACCCCUGUGUAGACUUGACUAAGAGGUAGAGAACGUGCCGACUAUAGGUAGGGAAGCCCACGGGCCGCUCCCUGUAAGAAAGUUGCCUCAUGGGGUUGCAUUCCUGGAGAGAACUAGUGGCCUCCCUCAUAACCCAGUAGUACUAAGCUGUGCCCAAAAUGGGGCCCUUCACGUGGCUAUUGCUGUCCAGCUAGGUCAGGGUUUUUUAUUUCCUUCCAGACUUUAUUCAGGACAAUUUGAGACCGUACACUCUAAUUGAAUACCACAGGGGUCAGCAUUCAGUGUGAACCUGCCUGUUUCUUUCUUAAAUUCCAGCCUGCGGGAGACGGGUACUCUAAAAUAAGAAACUGUGUAAUAAAGGCUUUUUAUGAGCAUUCCCAUCUUCUUAACUACAAAGGCAACCUCCGUUUUACUCAUCCUGUUAGUUGGUAUAUUUUCAUAUGCUUGAAUCAUUAGAAAUUGGUCUCACAGGAAUAUUGCUGUCUGUUAUUGAGAAUAUUGUAGAUCUGUAAGAGGAGAUGCCUAUUGAGGGAGCAUAAUACUGUAUGUUAAAGAAUUAGCAAAUACAAUAUGUAUACUAUGACUCAACCUGAGAAAAAUCCCUUUAUAAAAGGAAAUUGAUUUUUCUCUUGCACUUGAAUUUAAACAUGGUAUAGCUGUCAAUUUUGUAGUGUGUCUUCAUCCCCUUCCCACAGCAAAAGCAAGGUUUGCCCAUUAGGUUUGUCUUUAAUGCUCUUAAACACAUGGUUUAAAUACCAUGUGCCUUUGUUCACAUUUGCCUGAACUGCAAGAGAGAAUAAGAAUAAUGUCUGAUUUAUACUUGGUGGAGGUGAUAUAAAUCUUUGCUUGAAAGGUUGGUUUUAAAUAUAAACAGGCAAACAGAUCCUUGAAGAUGGAUGAACCAUGUUACCCAAAGCUCUACCAAGAAGAAAGCCUCUGUUGUUUCCCUUAUUUUUAAAGUUCCACACCACUCCCCAAGUUACAAUGGGAGAGGAAUAGUAUAUGUUUCCAGGACAGUUGUGCAUUGUCUCCAAUUCCAGAGGUGGGAACAGGGGCAGGGCUAUGGGUCCUGGGCAUUCCUACAGUCUCCUAUGGCUCACAGACUGCCACCGUUCCAGCAUCAGAGAAGUCAAGAUCAUAAAGUGUCAAUUAUUACUAGAAAAGGACUUGGAGGUCAGAGGUCUCUCCAGUAUUGGAGAAGAGGGCCAGAACAUUUUACGGCCUUUGGAAUGUCCUUUAGGAUUGUGGGUAUGGCCUCAGUAAUAAUAUAGGGUUUCCAGUUGAAGAUUGGAUAAUAGCAUUUGAACACUAUGGAGCAGUAUACAGCAAACAGCAACAGCUCAACGGAACAGAUAGUUGUGCAAGCUGGACAAAUUCAGCAACAGCAGCAGGGCGGUGUCACUGCUGUCCAGUUGCAGACUGAGGCUCAGGUGGCAUCUGCCUCAGGCCAGCAAGUCCAGACCCUCCAGGUAGUCCAGGGUCAGCCUCUGAUGGUCCAAGUGAGUGGAGGCCAGCUUAUCACAUCAACAGGCCAGCCAAUUAUGGUACAGGCUGUACCUGGGAGUCAAGGUCAAACCAUUAUGCAAGUCCCAGUUUCAGGAUCACAAGGGCUUCAGCAGAUUCAGUUGGUCCAGCCAGGUCAGAUUCAGAUUCAGGGUGGUCAAGCUGUACAAGUCCAAGGUCAGCAGGGGCAGACACAACAAAUCAUCAUCCAGCAACCCCAGACUGCAGUUACUGCUGGCCAAACACAGACCCAGCCACAAAUUGCAGUUCAGGGGCAGCAAGUAGCCCAGACUGCAGAGGGCCAGACCAUUGUCUAUCAACCAGUGAAUGCUGAUGGAACAAUUCUUCAACAAGUUACAGUCCCUGUUACAGGCAUGAUCACCAUCCCAGCAGCCAGCUUGGCUGGAGCACAGAUAGUUCAGACUGGCGCCAACACCAACACAACCAGCAGUGGACAAGGAACUGUAACGGUGACGCUGCCUGUUGCUGGAAAUGUGGUUAAUUCUGGUGGGAUGGUCAUGAUGGUCCCUGGUGCUGGAUCAGUGCCAGCUAUCCAAAGGAUACCUUUGCCUGGAGCUGAGAUGCUUGAAGAGGAACCCUUAUAUGUGAAUGCUAAACAGUACCAUCGGAUUCUGAAGAGGAGACAAGCAAGAGCCAAGCUGGAAGCAGAAGGAAAGAUUCCUAAAGAGAGGAGGAAAUAUCUACAUGAGUCCCGACACCGACAUGCCAUGGCAAGAAAGCGAGGAGAAGGUGGACGUUUUUUUUCACCAAAAGAAAAAGAUAUGCAGGAUCCUAGCCAGGCAAACGAAGAAGCAAUGACACAGAUGAUAUUAGUAUCCUAACAGCCAACUAAAGAGCAAAGCACCUGGACAGAUACUUUGCCAUAUGUUCAGCCUGUUCUCUUUUUUAGAACAAAUACUACACUCUCAGUGAGUAAUUCAUUCUGUGAUUUUAACUGCAAUGCUCUCAGUAAACAGAAACAACUGUGGAUUUUUGUUAUUUUCCUACCUAAGCCAGACUAAGGAGCUGAAAAGUCUGGCUCAGAAGACUUUGAACAUCCUGGACAGUAAUUGUGGCUCAGCUUGAAAAUGGCCAUUGCUUCAGCAAUAACUGACAUGUUGUUUUGGAAGCUAUGACUCUUGAACCACCCAGGAAUGCAGACAUUUGGAGCAGUCAGGACUGACAUGGUUUUGUUUUCUCAGUGUAGCUUUUUUGGUUUCAAAUGUACCACACAGCUUCAGUUUUCAUAUUUUUGACAGCACAAUUAUCCACUGCAGAAGCACCUAAAAUUCUACAAGAUGCUGCACUUCCUUCUGAAAGACUGGCUUGUUUGGAAAAAAUCUUGUACUCUCUCCAGAGUUUUGGGAAAGCUGUAAGACACGAAGUGAUGCAUGCAUGCGCUGUAGAAUAGCAAGGAGAUUUCAUAAUGGCACAGAAUAUGGCCAUUGAUGGGGAGAAUGGGCUGGUGUUGAGACUCGCAAUGUAUGUAGCAGCUGAAAUGUUGCUUCGUUCUGUAAAGUUUGCUGAUUUCCUCUUCAUGCAAGAUCAUAGAUUCAGGAUGUGAUUAUUCCCAAAUAUACACACAUUUCCUAUCCUUGGCAUUGUUUCUCCAAGAUCUGAGGAUUAGAUGCAGUGCUGUGAGUGUUAGUCCAGUUGUAACACUCACAUAAUUGCCUUAACCAGACGGUAAAUUGUUAUAUUCUGCUGUGACUCAGACAACUUUGUACAUGAAAAUUAACAUGUGGACAACUUUGUACAUGAAAAUUAACACGUGGAGAGUCCUUUAAGCCUUUAUGUGUAGUGAUCUUUGUGAAUCUAUCACUUAACAGUUCUGUGACUGUCAUUGUGAAGCCCUGCCCCCCCACCCUUUGUCUCCAGUUUUGUUUGCUUGAUGAAAAAGGUAGAACAAAGCAUUAUUUUUGCAGCCUAGCUCAGUAGUUCAGAAUUGGAAGUUAGACCUGAGAUGUUUUAUGGCAAGUAUCACUUUGCUGCUUUUCUACCUGUGCAUUACUCAUAAAAGUAAUUAUAUGAGUUUCAGUUUUCAUUUUAUUCCACACUUCAUUUAGUAAGCAGGAGAGUGGAAGGAUUACCGCAUGCCCAUCAUUUGACAAUGUUGAAAACCAUAACAGAGGGGAGAGGUGCAUAGAGAGGAAGGUGCCUGAAUAUUGACCAUUGAAUUUUGAAAAGGGGUUUUGUAGCUUCAGAACAGGAACCAUUGUUGUGUGAUAGUUGUUUCCGAUGGAAGAAGCAGAAAUAAUUCCUCCCUUGAUCUUGCCAUGGCUUGGGGAAAGCCUUCUGUUUCCUUAUUUAAAUCAGUUCAAAAAGCAGGGCUUGUAAGAGAAAAUUAAUGGUAUAAAUCAAAAAGUUCAGCUGAUGUACAACAGUCUUGGAAGGCAUUUGAUGAAAAUGACCGUGUGUGAAAUUCAGAGGUGCAGUGUUUUAAGAGUUCUAGUCCUCAGCAUUGAGCCAUUGGAAGGAAAAAUAUACUGUAUAUCAUUUUGUAGCAGCUACACAUUAUCUUUAAGCCUAUAUACAAAUGGUCUGUACUUUGUAUGUUGGUUUUUUAAAAAAAGAAAGCAAUAGCCUUUCUGUUCACUCAUCUGCAUCUUCAGAAUCCUGGAUUCCUUUGAUAAUCUCCAUUGCAUUUUUCAACUGGGUGUUUCUGAGGCUGAAAUCCUCUUGCGCUAUUGCAAUGGUGUAUUUUUUAGAGGUGAAUUACCAUACUUUAAGAAAUCUGCAUAGGCACUGUCUCCUGCAUGCAGAGCUGCACAACUCAAUAUGCAGCAGAUAACACCUACAGUGAUUACCUGACUUAUGACAGUUGGUGUCCCAAAGUUGCACCUUUUGCAUAACAGUGCAACAGGAUUUCAACCAGUGUCUUCUCUUAUUUCUGCUCACUGAUCUUCAUGAUAAGUAUUUAACCUAGGGUUUACAUGAUGGCAUUAGGACAAGAACAGUGACUUGUGGAGAGGAGUAUAGUUUUUCAGCAUUGUUGUAAAUAUCAAAAGCAUUGGUACAGUCAGAAUAGCAGUAGGCAUGAUGAGGGGGAAAUGCUGUAUAGUUUGAAUUAAAGUUUGUGUGUGUGAGUUUAGCCUUUCAGUUUUCAGUUUUAGCACUGCAAACUGGAUGCUGAGGGGAUCAAGUUCUCUUAAUUCUUUGUGCUUGUAAAACCAUAAGACAUUUGCAAUUUAAAGAGAUCUAGCCAUUAUUUCCUUUUCCCAUAUUAAAAUAUAUAUAUCUUUGUGAUAUCUAUAUGUAGAAGAUACAGACAUCUAUUUAAUUUUUGGUCUUUAGAGAAUUCCUGUAGUUAGUUUUUUCUGUAAUGGUGUAAAAUGGCCUGAUAGGAUAUAAUAUGCCAGUGGCUUAGACUUCAUGUGUGUGCGUCAAAAUUACUUCAAAAUAUUUGUUAAUAUUGAGAGUCUCAAACUGCAACAUGUUGUGAAGUAUUCUGCUCCCAAAUAAAAAAUAAAGCAGAAUAGGAAAUACACACUCUUCAUUGGAAAGGAAAAGAAUAUUUUUAACUGAGGAUAGAUCUAGGGAUAGGUAUGAGGAUAAGGCUACAGUGGAUUUGAGAAGAGUGUAAAUUUUUCUAUUGAUCUAAAAAGCACUAGAACACUGAGUUCAUUUAAAGCAGUUUGAUACUUAAGGGUGGAGUAGCAACUUCUAAACGAUGCUACAUCUUUUCAAAUAUUCUGCAUGUAAAACCUCCUUGGGUUGUGAAGGAAGGGGAUAGGGGUGUUGAUAUUUGUGAAAUUGUAAGGCAAACUUUGUAUAUAGUUCAAAAGUUUAUAAUUUUUUAUGCUGCAUUUUGAAGUGUAUUUUGUCUUUAAUAGAUAACAGCUGUAAGUACUGUGUACACUAUCCAGCCAAUAAAAGGUUUCUAAAUAA